AUGGCGGCUUCCCGACAUCUGCUGAGGAGGGCUGCAUCAGCAGAAUCGGGGGCGCCAAUUCGAGGAAGUGGACUGGGGGCAGGAGACUCGCUGCCCGAUUCCAUCUCCUUUUCUGUUAUCCGGAAGCUCUGUCGGACACGGAAAGGCCUCCAGAGGAUCUUGCAGGUUUACCAGACACAACAGUCUCCUUCCUUGCCUUCGCCAAGAGCUUCUCCAGGGAACGCGGCUUCUCGCACUGGGGAUACGGAACAGUGUCUCCUUCCCUCUCCCGACGCCCUGGUGUACGUUGCGCAGGCCCUGUGUCGAUCAGAACUUGCUGGCUGUUCCCCUUCUGCGUUCUCUUCGUCUUCUUCGCCAGCGUCUCCGUUCUCCCCGUCGCAUGCUCUGAAGCGGGCGCAGCUGCUUCGAGGGCGGCAGACGGCAGACGUACGGCAAGGCAAAGGGACUAAAUACGAGGAAAGCAAACCGUUAGGGGAAGCUGCUGAGGGAGCUGCAUGCGUACCACAUGUCUCUCCUGGUUCGCAGCCUACCUGUGCCGGGCUUCCUUCGUCGUCUCUGCCUUCAUCCUUGUGUCAAGAGAGUUCUGUACGUUCAUCUUCUCCGUUGUCUCCUUCUUCUGUCGCUCCUUCCUCCUCUUGUCAGUCACCUCUUGUGGACGCGUACAUACGCAAGGAGGAGGCUGGAAGUCGCUUUGAAGAAGGUGGGGAAGACACGCGUCACAGCGCGUUUGAUGCGCGGGAAGAUGAUAGAGAACAGGACCUGGCACUGGAUGCUUCUGUCUUGUUUCGGCUACGCGGCUUCUCGCAGGCAUCGCCAACAGCGUGUUUAUCCCCUCUGGCGGCGCAGUUCCUGAUAGACCAUGCCCUUCUUUUCAUCGAUAAGGGCAUUCAUCACGUGCGAAGACCAUAUCCGUUUCAUGAUCCCGACUCGUCUUCCUUCUCUGCUCAAGCGUUUUCCUCUCCAGCUUCCUCGACAUCUACACGCAGAGCCCCCGUUGCAACUCAUUCUCCCCAGCCCUCCUCGCUCGUCCAGCAUCCAUUGCCUUCGAGCUCCUUGUCGUCUUUCUCCCCGGCCAACUACUCCUUUCUGCUUUUUUCGCUUUCGUUCUCGCCUUCCCACAGCCUCGACAGUGCAGCUGCGAUUCGCCUGCUUCGUCCGCUCCCUGCACUGCUUCCCCAGUUUUCGCUUCUCGACCUCUCUCAAACGGUCGCCUUCAUGACACAGCUGCCGCGACUCCUAACAAAGGAAAGUGGACGAAGAGGUACUGACUUUUUUGCCUGGAGCUUGGCUCGCGGCCUGCGCCACCAACCGACGUAUAGAGUUGCGUUCUCUCCAGGAGAACCUAUCCUAACUGUUUUACCCUCUCCUCCCACCGCAUCGCCUUCUCCUUUGUCAGCUUCGUCGUCGACUUCCUUUCUCUCGUCUCCCGCUUCUGCUUCCUCGUGUCAACCAGCCGCGUCUUCGUCUCCGAGACACAAGCUGGGACCUGCUGUGUCGGUCGAUUGGUUCCUUUCUCUCAUUGCUUCUCGGCUCUGCUCGACUAGUUUGCCUCUUCUCCCUUUCGACCCCACUUCUCCGAAGGCGCCGAUUGAUGCCCUGAAACACGCUACCCUCAUUCUGUCGGCGUUCUCUAGCUUUCACUACACUCUAAGGCCCGCUCUGGUGUCUUUGUUUCUCUCGUCCCUCUUCCAAAAAAGCACAACUCAAGGUGCUCACGGGGCUUUUUCCUUCCCUGCUGUUACAUCAGCUGGUUCGUCUCGAACUCCAGAUGUCCCGGAAUGUCUCGCAGUUCGCGCAAACCGAAAAGAACGGCAGGGACCGACGUCUGCCGAAGGCGAAGCAGAACAAGGGGAAGAACGUUCUGCAGAGCGCCGCACAGAUAUGCGCAAACAUGAUGAAGACAGAACCCGUGUUAGUUCGGUUUCAUCCCCGGCGUUCGAACCUGCGAAUGUGAACGGCAGUCUUAAAGACGCCGAGGGUUCCACGAGAAACUCUGCGUCCUCUCAUAUCUCGUUUCCCGAUCCUCUGAUUUGUCCUGCUGCUCUCGGAGUGUCUUGGCGGAUCGCAGGCGAGACAUUGCCCUUUUCUGUCGCUGCGAAGUGUUUCCUCGCUUUGGCCACUCAGUGUGCGUUGCAGGCACGUGAAGUUGUUUCCAAGAGAAAUCAAAUGGGGCACUUGCCCCUCUCUCCUCUUCAAGGGUCCUCUGGGAUUUCGAUACCUCCCGAGGAAUGCCCAUCGUUUUCAUCUCCACUCUCCCAGGAGAGUCUGCCGUCGCGUUCGUCUCUGCCUUACGGCGCGUCUCGUCCCCCUCCCGCCUCCAGCUCUCCGUCGUUGUCUUCUUCUCUUUCCUCUUCCGCCUCGUCCUCUCCUUCUGCUUCUGUCUUGUCUUCUUCCCAUUCAGCAUUCUGCGUCUCGGCGUCACGACCCUCUAUCGUCCCCCCUCUGUGCUCUUCUUCCUCACCGCCACUGGCUUCUUCCGCUGAUCUUUCCGGGACUCCCUUUCGUCACCAACGCGACGACAGCGCCUGCUUGUUUACAGAGAACCUGGCUGGAGGCGUCGCUGCCUCUUUGGCGACGUCGGACGAAGAGCGGCACCUUCUGCUUCUCACUCCAUCUCAGACUCGCGACACUGGUGUAGCGCGAAAGGAAGAGGGAACCCAAGUGGCUGUUCAAAUGGAGGCGCUUAUGCGUCAUCUGCUUUCCUCAGUCGCGCGUCAUCCAGCGUUGCGCAUGGAUGGCGAGGCGCUGGCCGAUUGCGUCGACGGGUGUGCAGUCCUCGUCGUCUCUAUAACUGUGCUUCUAGAUUCCGUUUACUGCUCAUCGGCCUCUGCUUCUGACAAAGAAUGUCCAUCUCAUCACAGUCUGCCGCAUGCCAGGCCCCGUGACGGGUCGUCCAUCGUGCCGCCACGCUGUACUUCGACCUCGUCCGUACAGUCGCGUAUCGGGUCCUCGCUUGCGUCUUCGAUGGAUUAUGUACUGCCGUUUUCUCACUGUCAAUCCUCGUCUCUUGCCUCCCCCUCUGAACUACCUACUCAACCUUCUCUGUCUCUAUCCGACUCGGGAGAGCGGCUCGAGUUGGAAGGUCGUGUUUCCUCCAACGUUUGGGAGGCAGACGAAGAGAGAGGGGGCGGAAAUUCACGAAGAAAUACGCCAGAGGGGUUAGAAGAACGAACAGCUGUGUGGCUUGAGACUGUAAAAGAGAAACUCGCACAAGCGGCCAGUUUGCUGAGCCGCAAUGCUCGCCCACAUCGACGGCAGAAGCGCGCCUUCCUAUCCAGUUCUGACCUCCACUCGACACCGGAUACAUCCGAUGCGUCUCCGUCAAACGUUAUUUCUCCUUCGGUCUCUUAUUCCGGCAGAUGUGCCCCGUCGUUCUCAUUUCUUCGUCCUGCAGCGUCUCCGUCUUCCUCGCUCCCGCGUCCCUCAUCCGCGAUUCCUUUCACAAAAUAUCUGGCAGAAUCCCCGUGUCACCGGUGGCCGUCCUUCUGUUUUCUUCCGUUACUUCGUGGGCGCGUGCAACUGCGUUUGUCGACGACACCAGCGCUCUUUGCGUCCCUCCUGGGCGCGUGGGCACAGGAUCCUCAUUGGUCUACAUCUGCUCUGUUCCACCUUAUUUUCAUGGCGUCGUCUCUUCAGUCGUCUCAGUCCUGUUUCGGCGACUGCCGAUCUUUGACCUCUCACAGUGUCGUCUCUCCUACGCAGACGUGUGCCUCGGCAACAAUGCCAGCGAGACCAGACGGGGCACACACAGACACAAAGGCAGAAACGUCCGGAGACGCGGACAGGCAGAUUGAACUGGUGGGCAAAUAUGAGACGGAAGAGGAAAAACAGAACAUCUUGCAAGGUAACCAGCGAGAGAGUCUCCGCAGCGGGGCUUUGGUCGCGCUCUUAAACACCAUUACACAGCGACUGAAAGGGGAGGAAACGGGCGACCCAUCGCACAGAAGGCAACGCGGCCGAGGCGCGCGUCCAGGGAGAGAGGCUGACGCCAGCCUCCGCGACGAUAGGAAAAGCGAAAAAGGUCCUGAGCAAGAGGGACACAAGACAUGCCACCCAGAGGGUCCCGGUCCCACCAGAUUGCACUAUGCUCUGGAGGCAACAAGUUCUCUUGUGUCUGGGUGCACCACGCCCCCUUCGCCUUCGUAUUCCUCGCAUUCGCCUUCAAUCUCCUCGACUUUUCUACAGUCUGCUUCACUUUCACCACCUCAGGGGAAACGGGGUAACAAGCAGAAAGCGGCGUUCAUCCCUGCAGAGCUUGGUUCCCUCCUGCUGAGCGUGCUGUGCAUACGAUUUACCUUCCAUGGAGCGUAUCGGGGCGCUGUGCCUUUCCUACAUUCCUCUCGAUCACCUUUGUCUGCGGUUCCUCCGUCCUCUACGUCGUCGGAAACAGUCUCUGCUUCUUCGGCUGCUUUUCCCUUAUCUGUGGAUCCCUGUACUCCCUCGACGCAUUUCGCUUCUUCUGUUUGUGCGAAACCUGAAACGCAUUCUCUGCUUCCUUCGUCUCCACAUUCUUCUCCAGCCCCUGCGCACACUAGACGAGUCAAGCCACCAGACAGUCACCCUUGCACAUCCAGUUCAUGGUAUGCUGGGAAGGAACUGACCGAUGAACUUCGCACCAACCUCUCUCUCAACAGUGUAGAACAGUCAGCUAUAUUGUUGGCGGAAACGGUCCUCUCUACCCUCCGUCGAAUCCUGGGUUUUUUGAAGCCGCGCGAAAUCGACGAUCUCAGGCUUGUCUUGUUCGCGUGGCGGCACAUCGGACUUCUAUGGCACAGUCCGCUUCUGCGACUGGCUCCGUUUCUUCCUGCAUCGGCUGUCGCCCCUCUCAGCAUCCCCAUCUCUCCUUUUUCGUCAUUUUCCCUCCCAGCGCUUCGCGUUUGCCAUCGGCUGUUGACCGUCAGUCUCUCCUCGUCGUUAUUUCCAUCGUCGUCUUUCGCCAUCUCCUCGCUGCCACGAGAACCAAUCUUCCUCGGCGUAGAUGCUGCAUUCCAGUUUUCGUCGUCGGCAGUGGAGGUGUCCGUCAAAUCUGAGAUUCUCGAGAUCUUAGGGCACAUUAGACAUGCGAGUGGUACUAUUGCUAUCGAUGACGGCGAAAGCGACAAACCACAAGACACUGCUCACCGAAAAGAAGAAGAGGUCGCGGAUCGACUGAGAAACAUGAGUGCGUUUGCUAUUAGUUCCCCAUCUGAUGUUGUGUCAUAUAUUUCGCCUCUGCCAGUGUCACUGCUGCUUCCUCCCUUGUGUCACUGGUCAGGUAUCGAGGCAUUGGUAGGAAGCAGUAGCCGUGAAAGCGACUGA
Toxoplasma gondii ME49 is the source of this 5298-nucleotide messenger RNA. RefSeq lists its product as hypothetical. Lineage: Eukaryota; Apicomplexa; Conoidasida; Eucoccidiorida; Sarcocystidae. The record is from RefSeq and is a predicted model, not a curated record. The transcript has 2 exons. Bases 1 to 5298 code for a protein of 1765 amino acids.